AAAAAGCAUACAUCAAUAUAGUUAAUUCUUUAUACUAAUUGAAUAUUUGUACAAGUUCUGGGUCUCUCAUAUGUUUGUCAGAAGUGUGGCCUGAUGCCACUUUCGUUCCAUCAGUGAUAAUCUGACCAUAUGUGGAGAACCUUCUGACUGGGAGCGGAACACACACAAAGCUUAUGCUUAUAAUAGACAAUGGAGAUGACUGCUGCCAGAAAUGUAUGGAUGGAAAACCAUUGUUACACAUUUGUGGGCCCCGUUCAGCAAAAGUCAUACUGCUAAUUCAUCAGCUUUUUGCAUUUGAAUAACAACACGUCAUGGCCCCUGGGAUUUUGUAUAAAAAGGCCCUGGAGUCAUGGAGAUAGCAGAGCAAGUUGAACCAUCCACUGGGAACUACCUAAACCAUCAUCAUGGGCAAGAUCAUCUUUUACGAGGAGAGGAACUUCCAGGGCCGCUCCUAUGAGUGCAUGAGCGACUGCUCUGACAUGUCCUCCUACCUGAGCAGGUGCCAGUCCUGCAGGGUGGAGAGCGGCUGCUUCAUGGUCUACGAGCGUCCCAACUACAUGGGCCUGCAGUUCUUCAUGAGGAGGGGCGAGUACUCUGACAUGCAGCGCAUGAUGAGCAUGGGAAUGAUGUUUGACUCCAUCAGAUCCUGCAGGCUGAUCCCCUAUCACAGAGGCCCAUUCAGGAUGAGGAUCCACGAGAGGGAGAACUUCAGUGGUCAGAUGAAUGAGCUGAUGGACGACUGUGACUCCAUCAUGGACCGCUUCCGCAUGACUGACUGCCAGUCCUGCCAGGUGAUGGACGGCCACUGGCUGAUGUACGAGCAGCCCCACUACAGAGGCAAGAUGAUGUACGUGAAGCCCGGCGAGUACAGGAGCUUCAGGGACAUGGGCAUGAGCGGCACCAAGUUCAUGAGCAUGAGGCGUAUCACUGAUAUGUGCUAGAAAUCUGUAUUUGACUUACUGACAAAUAAAGAUGAUGUGUAAUUAAUAA
Thunnus maccoyii (southern bluefin tuna) is the source of this 990-nucleotide messenger RNA. Its product is annotated as gamma-crystallin M1-like. Gene Ontology annotation, biological process: lens development in camera-type eye; visual perception. The transcript has 3 exons. NCBI's taxonomy places the organism in Eukaryota, Metazoa, Chordata, Actinopteri, Scombriformes, Scombridae. Gene Ontology annotation, molecular function: structural constituent of eye lens. The record is from RefSeq and is a predicted model, not a curated record. The coding region runs from base 405 to 941 and encodes 178 amino acids.